AUGCCUAAUAUUGAUCAACAACAACCCAAUGUUGCUGCAACUACAAGUAGUAAACCAACAAGUGCUGCUACUUCUUCUAGGCCAUUCCAAGGGGUAAAAAAUAAUUUUUUUUUGUGGUUCUACGUUAGGCCCAUACAUACCAGAGCGGGGACCCAUAAGACGGUUCCUGUCCCAUUCCAACUUCUAAUGUUUGCUUAUGCUAUUUUGGAACGCAUACAACAUUGA
This is a messenger RNA of Meloidogyne enterolobii, 225 nucleotides long. The record is from the annotation of a GenBank genome assembly. Lineage: Eukaryota; Metazoa; Nematoda; Chromadorea; Rhabditida; Meloidogynidae.